AUGGCCAAUAAUUCUAUUAAAUUAUUAGCACCAGACGUCCAUAGAGGUCUAGCUGAAUUAGUCUCCAAGAGGCUGGGUUUACCAUUAACAGAUUCCACUUUGAAAAGAGACCCGACAGGAGAAGUUUCCUUCUCUAUUGGACAGUCCGUUAGAGAUCAAGAUAUUUUCAUCAUUACUCAAAUCGGUUCAGGUAUUGUCAAUGACCGUGUCUUGGAAUUACUGAUCAUGAUUAACGCUUCCAAGACUGCCUCCGCAAGAAGAAUUACUGCAAUUAUCCCAAAUUUCCCAUACGCAAGACAAGAUAGAAAGGAUAAAUCCCGUGCUCCUAUCACUGCCAAAUUAAUGGCGGAUAUGUUAACCACCGCUGGUUGUGAUCAUGUGGUUACUAUGGACUUACAUGCUUCACAAAUUCAAGGGUUUUUUGAUGUCCCUGUGGAUAACCUGUACGCUGAACCAAGUGUCGUCAGAUAUAUUAAAGAAAAUGUUAAUUUUCAAGAUGCUAUCAUUAUAUCACCAGAUGCUGGUGGUGCUAAACGUGCUGCUGGAUUAGCUGAUAGAUUGGAUUUAAAUUUUGCCUUAAUUCAUAAGGAAAGAGCAAGAGCUAAUGAAGUGUCUCGUAUGGUUUUGGUCGGGGAUGUCACAGAUAAAAUUUGCAUCAUUGUAGACGAUAUGGCUGACACUUGUGGUACCUUAGCUAAAGCUGCUGAUAUUCUUUUGGAAAAUAGGGCAAGGUCUGUCAUAGCCAUUGUCACUCACGGUGUCCUAUCUGGUAAUGCUAUCCAAAAUAUCAAUGGUUCUAAACUAGAUAAGGUCGUUUGUACAAAUACAGUUCCAUUUGAAGAAAAAAUGAAAUCAUGUCCUAAACUGGAUGUUAUUGAUAUCAGUGGUGUCUUGGCUGAAAGUAUUCGUCGUUUACAUAAUGGUGAAAGUAUUUCAUACCUAUUUAAACAUCAAUGGUAA
Naumovozyma dairenensis CBS 421 is the source of this 960-nucleotide messenger RNA. It is a transcript of the gene PRS3, whose product is annotated as ribose phosphate diphosphokinase subunit PRS3. Bases 1 to 960 code for a protein of 319 amino acids. Gene Ontology annotation, cellular component: ribose phosphate diphosphokinase complex; cytoplasm. The transcript has a single exon. Gene Ontology annotation, biological process: purine nucleotide biosynthetic process; 5-phosphoribose 1-diphosphate biosynthetic process; regulation of cell size. NCBI's taxonomy places the organism in Eukaryota, Fungi, Ascomycota, Saccharomycetes, Saccharomycetales, Saccharomycetaceae. Gene Ontology annotation, molecular function: magnesium ion binding; ribose phosphate diphosphokinase activity. The record is from RefSeq and is a predicted model, not a curated record.